This is a messenger RNA of Carassius carassius (crucian carp), 862 nucleotides long. Its product is annotated as alanyl-tRNA editing protein Aarsd1-like. The record is from RefSeq and is a predicted model, not a curated record. The coding region runs from base 463 to 741 and encodes 92 amino acids. The transcript is spliced from 3 exons. NCBI's taxonomy places the organism in Eukaryota, Metazoa, Chordata, Actinopteri, Cypriniformes, Cyprinidae.
AAACUGUUAAUUGCAUCAUCAGUACCUCUCCGAUGUCUAUAUGCAAAACUGAUAGGGAUCUAAAUGUGGACCUACUUCCUGUUUUUAUUAACUUCCUGUUGUUACUUAAAGUAAUGCUUGACUUCGUUAACAAAAAUGGAAUGAAAUGUCAUUAAUUAAAAAAUUUGAAAUUUAGAAAUGUCUAAAUGCGUGUUACAAAGCGUGUGAAUAAUUCAUCCUUGAUUUCUUACAAAAACAUUUUUUACAUCAUACGUUUAAUCAAAAUAAACCUGCCCCCUACUGCAAGCUCACAUUUAUCUGCCUCGACUUUUGAAGACUACUCCCACAUCUCAACAUCCAAUGAACAACAACUAAAUAGAACAAAAUCCAUGCCCACCAUUUUUUAAUAGUCGUCUUGGAUGUGCAUCACCAUACCGGAGAAAAGAUCAGUCGCUGUUCAGCCCACUUUGCAGUUUAUUUGGUAUGAGAACAAUCUACAUAAACACACAGACACUGUUCAACAGACAUGACACGGUGAUCUUUCUGACCGUGGGUGAGGAGAAGGGUGCAGGACUGUUCCUGCUCACUGGGCCUGAGGAUAUGGUCACUGAAGUGGGACCUUGGGUGUCAGAGCUGCUGCAGGGUAAAGGAGCAGGAAAGGCUGGAUGUUACCAGGGUAAAGCCAACAGUCUGGUGAAGAGAGCAGAAGCUGCGGAUUUACUGAGGGAGCACAUCUGCAAACUCACUGCAGGAGAAGAAUAAAAUGACCACAGACAGUCAUGGUGAUCCAGAACACAUGCAUCAGAUCAGAACUAGACUGCUUUGUUGCAGUUUACACUGGAAGUGCACAAUACGUUGCAACACAUCACGAUGCACCUUCAGU